Messenger RNA from Misgurnus anguillicaudatus (oriental weatherfish), 2435 nucleotides. RefSeq names its product transcription factor SOX-11. The record is from RefSeq and is a predicted model, not a curated record. Gene Ontology annotation, biological process: negative regulation of transcription by RNA polymerase II; camera-type eye morphogenesis; brain development. NCBI's taxonomy places the organism in Eukaryota, Metazoa, Chordata, Actinopteri, Cypriniformes, Cobitidae. Gene Ontology annotation, molecular function: RNA polymerase II cis-regulatory region sequence-specific DNA binding; DNA-binding transcription activator activity, RNA polymerase II-specific. Gene Ontology annotation, cellular component: nucleus.
GAAAAAGCCAAGAAGUAGUUAAGAAGGCGGCUUCUAAGUCUGGAAAGAGUGGGUGAACCUCAGAGGCGCAAAGAGAAAGAGAGAGAGAGAGACAGCAGACGCACGCAGGUGACAAGUAGACUUUUGGCAGUGGACCGAGCAAACACUGCAACGGCUUUGCUGUGGCACACAGCUGUCCAACGCGAACCAUGGUGCAGCAGACGGAGAAUAGCGAGACGGACAGCAUGUCCAGAGAAGCGACAGACUCCGAUGAAAGUGAAUUUAUGGCUUGCAGCCCGGUGCCGAUCAACCCGGACUGGUGCAAGACAGCCACGGGACACAUAAAGAGACCGAUGAACGCGUUUAUGGUAUGGUCUAAAAUCGAGCGGAGAAAGAUCAUGGAGCAGUCGCCGGACAUGCACAACGCCGAGAUCUCCAAACGCCUGGGCAAGCGCUGGAAAAUGUUAAAGGACAGUGAAAAGAUCCCUUUCAUCCGGGAAGCCGAAAGGCUCCGGUUGAAACACAUGGCUGAUUAUCCCGACUACAAAUACAGACCCAAGAAGAAACCAAAGCUGGACGGUUCCUCUAAACCAUCAGCUCCGUCUCCGGAGAAGUCCUGUCACAAAAUGUCAAAGAACUCCGGUAAGAAAUGUUCAAAGCUGAAAACGAGUAAGAAGUCGUCUCACAGUUACGCGGACGAUUACGCGUUUAAGAGCAUUAAAGUUUCAAAGACUGUUAUUAAAAGGGAAUUCACGGAUGAUGACGAGGACGACGAUGACUACGAAGAGGAGUCGCGCGUCAGCGUGAAGGAGGAAGACGAGGACCAGAUCCGAGCCUACAACGUAGCCAAAGUUCCCGCCAGCCCAACUUUGAGCUCGUCCACGGAAUCGGAAGGCGCCAGCAUGUACGACGAGGUCCGAAGCACCGCGUCCAACAGCAGACUCUUUUACAACUUCAAAAACAUCACCAAGCAGAGCACAAUGUAUCCCGCAUCCGUCUCACCAGCAUCCUCCAGGUCCGUGUCCACGUCCUCCAGCUCGAGCGAAGACGCGGACGAUUUGCUUUUUGACUUCAGCGUGAACUUCGCGUCGUCCACGCAAGGCUCGGAGCUGGGCAACCAAAAUUCAGGAAACCUCUCGCUCUCACUGGUGGAUAAGGAGUUGGAGUCUUUUAGCGAGGGCAGUCUGGGUUCGCACUUUGAGUUUCCAGACUAUUGCACGCCCGAGCUCAGCGAAAUGAUAGCCGGGGACUGGCUCGAAGCGAACUUUUCUGACUUGGUUUUUACUUACUAAAUAAGAGUAAUAACACACACACACAUACGAGAAAGGGGGAAUGAUAUAUUCUGUACAUGUUUCUUACCCCUGCCUCAUUCUGCCGGUGUGCCCACAGGGGCUUUGGCAAGGAGGCGGAGAGAGAGGUUUGAGGAGUUAGAUGCUUAUGAAGCUGGUAUACUGUAGCAAAAAAGAAAAAAGUCUGCAGACGUUUUUCUGGCAGCAUGACAGGGUUUUAUGGAUUUUUUCUGUAGGUCUACCAUUACUGUUCAACUAAAAGCGGACCACAAAGGGAAAAUCUGAGAACUUCUAUGCAUCUUAUACCCUCUUUCUAACUGCAGGGAGUUGAUAAUGUAAAGACUGUGGACUGACUCGAGGCAAAUCUGUGAACUAUUACCGUUCAGGACGUUACUUAGUCAUUUCUAAAUGCCGCAACUUUUUUUUACAACCUUCUUUUUUUCUUUUUGAGAACUGAUUCUGUUUACCUACUGGUAUGAAAUUUAAGCAGCCUAAAUCUGUCCAGAGUUGCAGGUGAUAGAGGAAGCAUUUUUUGAUACAUAACAGACCUCAUCUUUUUAAAAGAAAGCAAACUAUUUUCAGGCAUAUUUUUGUACAGUUCAAAAGGGAAUGUUCUUACUGGGCACUCAGUGAGUUUCAGGCACUUCUUCCCUUUAUCAUUUGUUUUAGCAUGCAAGGGAGUCCUGGUUUAAGGAUUAAGUUUAAAUUAAAACUUGCAUCAAAAAUGCCUUGUGAUUUUAAGCUAGGUUUUGUACAGCUGUAGAUCAAAAUUUUCGAGUAUUUGUAGAACAUAUGGCAUUGGGGAGGGGGAGGGAGAUGCAUACCUCAGUGCUGGUAUUAGUUUCAAGAUUGUAUAUGUACUGUAAAAUAGUAAAGUUAGGAGUUUAUGUAUAUCAUACUCGUGAUAUGUGGAUGGGUCCCAGAUCGCAGGUGUGAGACUGGAUUUUUGUUUUUUCUUUCUAAUGGCACAUACUGUUUCCCCUUCAUUUGUUGUGCAAUAUAUUUACUUGUAAAUUCAGACCAUCUACAUUUUUAUUAUUUUUUUAUUUUUUGCAUUUUUGUAGCAGAUGAUGUACAGGCAGACUUUCGUCUGUCAACAUCAUUAUUUGUCAUGAUGCUGAAAUCUUCGAUAAAUAAAUAAAUCAGCUGGAACUGAUAGCACCUGAA